Molecule: messenger RNA, 876 nt
Organism: Mesorhabditis belari
Lineage: Eukaryota; Metazoa; Nematoda; Chromadorea; Rhabditida; Rhabditidae
Source: the annotation of a GenBank genome assembly
AUGUGGAUAGGAUCUAUUCUUUUCACCAUCAUAUUCUCGUCGGUGUUUGGCGAUAAAGAGAGGGUGAUUGAUGGGGCGGGAGCGAGGAUUCAACAUCAUCAUCACGUCGAUGGAGAAUCUGAUGAUAUCGAUCAUCAGGCAAUUCUUGGCUCAAAGCAUCAAGCCGAAGAAUUCGAUCAACUCAGCCCCGAAGAAUCCCAAGCUCGCCUGAAAAUUUUGGCGAAGAAAAUGGACAAGAACGGUGAUGGAUAUGUGGAUGAAGAGGAAUUGACGAACUGGAUACAAAAUUCCAUGAAAUCUUUGGAUGAUGAAGAGGCGAUUGAGAGGAUGAAAGAAAUCGAUGUAGAUGGAGAUAAUAAGGUUUCCUGGGACGAGUACGCAGCGGAUUCAUUUCCGGAGACGGAUAUCACCAAAUUGGAUGCCGACGAUCGAAAGUUGCUUGAUGAGGACAAAAAGUAUUUCGCUGUCGCCGAUCAGGAUGGUGAUGGAAAAUUGAACGAAGAAGAGUUGAAAGCUUUCCCUCAACCCCGAGAACUAUCCACAUAUGCACAAAACGGGGCGAUCGAUUUGAAAGAAUUCUUGGGCGAUAUGCACGAGCAGCCACAAAGUGAAUGGCAUGCGGUCGAAAAGGAGCGUUUCGCGAAUGAAUACGAUGCGGAUAAAGAUGGGGUUUUGAAGGGAGAAGAGAUUAGGAAAUGGCUUAUUCCUGAUCUGUAUCAAGUGGCCGUCCAGGAGGCGAAACAUUUGAUCGAGGUGGCUGAUGGGGACAAAGAUGGAAAACUUUCGAUUGAUGAAAUCGUCUCCAAUUACAAGACUUUUGUCGGCUCAGAAGCGACGAAUUAUGGAGAAGAUUUGAGGAAAUAUCAUGAAGAGUUG